AUGCCUCGAGAGCAUCGUUCUAUGCGUAGCCUUGCUAUAUCACCGAAGCGCACAUCCUCUCCUGGUCCUCCUUCACCCACGUUUUCAGAUGCAACACACGCUUCUGCAAUGAACUUUGGUGCAGACGGUCCUGAGAAGAUCAUUACUCGGGCUAACCUCAAAGUUAGCUUGCAGUCUUAUGACGACCUCAUGAAUGCAAGCGCGAAUUAUCGUGCUGCCUUACUCCAUAUGUCGAAAGUGACUUUUGCAUUUGCAGAUGCUUUGGAGAAAUGUUCAGGUUUGAAGGGACCUACGUACGAAGCAGGCACAAGACUACAGGCCGCCUCAGGACUUCAUCAUCUCAUCGGUAAUCAUUGGCAUGUCCUUGCGGAGACACUUGACAAAAGCUUCGAGAAACCAUUGCGGCAACAUUUGGACACAUACCGAACGAUCGUAAACGAGCGCUCCGCAUCGUAUGAGAAGGCUCUUCGUGAAAAGAGUGAAAUCAUUCGCCAAACAGAAUUGAGUAACAUGAAUAAAAAGCAACGAAACCUGCAAAGCUUCCGUGAAGCCCUUGCAGUCCUCCAGCGCCAAGUGGAUGACCUGGAUGGUCUCAAGGCACAGCACUACCAAGAAAUAAUGGAGCACGAGGAAGAAGUCUGGGACGUGGUGCAAGGCAAGGUGUGCGUAGCCGUUCGUUCGACUAUGGAUGUAUUUGACAGAUUCACGAAUAAGGCAUCGGAUUCUAUCUUGGAAGCGAUGCUCCAGUCUGUUCCAGACCCUUUUGACUCGUAUGGACCUCCUCAGGCGGAGGACCAGAUCUUCACCAUUCUUCCUCCGCUGGCCGUAAUGGCCAAUGCACCCUCGCCCUCGCCGAGCCCAUUGGCUACCACACCACCACCCCCAAAUUCUGUUAUAUCCCCAGCGAUCAUUAAUAAUUCUUGGGCUCCAAAUGGGGGUUUCUUCGCCACAACUUCAGAAUGGGCUGAUUCUGUCUCCCCUUCUUCAACUCCUACCCGAUCGGCAUCGCCCUCUGCCCAGCUUAAGCGUCGUCAGUCUCAUCCGCAGAGCACUACACACUACGCACGAAAGGCAGAGUCUAAGCUUCGAAGUGUUCUUUCAGUAAUUGAUGAGACACACGUCCGUCAUUCGAGUGACUCUGUCGAUACACCCUCCUCAGAAUCCCAGGCUUCACCGCCUGAUAUACACGCAGAGACUCUCGAACCUGAUACGAGUUGGGAGUCAUUUACCUAUGGCACAUCACCAUAUCCUUCCGUCGCGGACGAUUCCACUCCAGUUCAAUCCACAUUAGUUGAUUCGACGAUGAGACAUUCUACUCAGAAUAACAUUGGGGAAUCUGACCUCAGUUAUAUUCCCCAGUCGCCACAGUCGGAUGAAACACUACCAGUUUAGUAAUUGCAUAUUAUAAUUUUUGUUGUUUUCGUUUACGAUGAGAUAUGAUCAUUUAUAGUGCACAAACAGCUGACGAGGACAUUGAUGCCUUUUUCACGAUGUGGUCAUUAGUUAUGAUAAUCAACCGAUUAGCUGGUGCUAAAAGUACCGGGACAUGCUUCAACAACGUGUGGGUCGGACACCAUACUGAUAUAGCACCUCUUCGUUGAUGGCCGCCGGACUCCUGAAAAGUAGAUCUGUGCCUGCUCCAGUUUUUGGGAAGGCGAUGACAUCUCGAAUGGUUGGCGUCUUGCAAAGGAUAGCCAUCAGGCGAUCAAAGCCUAGAUCGGAGGUUUUUGUCAGCUUUUAGUGUGUAGGCUACAGAAACCUUGAAUGGCUUGCCGAGGGCGAUUCCGCCAUGAGGGGGUGCACCGCAU
Molecule: messenger RNA, 1808 nt
Organism: Suillus subaureus
Lineage: Eukaryota; Fungi; Basidiomycota; Agaricomycetes; Boletales; Suillaceae
Exons: 8
Coding region: 1-1392 (463 amino acids)
Biological process (GO): vacuole fusion, non-autophagic
Cellular component (GO): fungal-type vacuole membrane
Molecular function (GO): phospholipid binding
Source: RefSeq, a predicted model, not a curated record